Moesziomyces antarcticus is the source of this 1794-nucleotide messenger RNA. RefSeq lists its product as uncharacterized. The transcript has a single exon. The record is from RefSeq and is a predicted model, not a curated record. Gene Ontology annotation, molecular function: hydrolase activity. Lineage: Eukaryota; Fungi; Basidiomycota; Ustilaginomycetes; Ustilaginales; Ustilaginaceae. Bases 1 to 1794 code for a protein of 597 amino acids.
AUGAAGACCGCUUCGGGUCACUACGACUACCUCGCCCUCGGGACGUGGUCGUUCUACACGCCUACACCGUUGCCGCAUCUAGAGCAGCGUCUGUUCCCACCACGCGAUGCACGCACACUCGCAAGCACCCGUCGCGCGCGCUUCAUCACACUGCUGCGCGUGGGGUAUGUGCUGGCCGUGGUGAUCCCCGUGCAUGUGGUGGCUGCGCUGUGCUCGCAUGCACUCGUACCCAAGUCGCAGUGGCAGCAGAAGGGAUGGGGCCGAGGGAGGUUUCCAACACGGCUGCCCGGAUGGGGCGUGGGACAGACGCUGUGUGUCCCCCUGAUCGGCAGCUUGUUCUGGGCACUCGUGUACGGUACACCGAGGGGGAUGGGGUGGGAGGAAGAACGCACGAUGCCUGCGGCGAGCAAGUGGCUCUUCGGCAGAGGUCACGAGGGGUGGUGCAUCGAAGCCGAAGCUGUCGUCCUGCCUCCGUUGCCCACCUCGGCCACCACUCCGCACGAGAUGAAUGGCCACGCAGCUGCAAACGGUGUUCGUAAGCGCCAUGCAAACGGGAACGGUGUCGACCAGUUAGCGGAUGCGACGUCUCUGCGCACGAGCGAGGCGCUCUCGACCGCCGCACCCGCAACAUCAUACGAUGCAUCCAAAGAGGCGAUUCCGACCGACAUCCUCACGGGCGACGUCGCCGGCACCAAGGUCGGCGUGCACCCCACGCAGGUCGCUGCGUUCUGGCAGUGGAAGUCGGUCGCCGCCGCCGUGUCGCGCGGCAAAGUGAUCUCGGUCAAGCCGGGCAACGACGUCGCUGGGAUCGGGUCGGGCAAGGCGGCGUCGCCGUCCGAGCGCAUGGUGAUGUUCUUCGUCGGCGGCGGCUACCACUCUGGCCACGCGCCGCAAGGUCCCUUGAGCUGGACCGUGUGCAGGCAGACCUCGCUGCGCGUGCUCGGCGUCAACUUUCGCAAGGCCACCAGCGACGCACGUGCGUUCCCGGCGGCGCUGCAAGACGCACUGGCCGCCUGGGUCUAUGUCACCAAGCGCCUUGGCUUCCAACCUCACAAUGUCAUCCUUAUGGGCGACUCGGCUGGAGGUGGGCUUGCGAUGGCCCUGCAGCUCUACCUCAGCGCGCGGGUGUGGGCGAAGCACGACGAGCCGCAAGAGGGGUCGUUGGGCCGCGCGCGCAAACUCGUCUUACACAGUCCCAUGGUGGACUUGACCCUGGGCACGCAGGCGUUUACCGCGAAUCGAGGCGUGGAUAUCAUCUCGCCCUACAUGUGCAGUCUGGCGCGCGACAACUACCUGCGCCACUUCAUCCCCCUCCCCAACCGCCCCUCCCCCACAUCCAACGUCGGCGAGUGCAACAUCGCCGCCGUGGCGCAGCGAUACGACUUGGACCCCAGCAUUGCGCCCGAUCAGCGUGGCGACGGGUGGAAUGCCGAGUUGGCCCGACUCGGUGCAGAGCUCAGCGCCACCGUGGCCGAGUUAGGUGCCUUCCACCCGCUCUUUUCGCCAGGACUGGAUGCAAGAGCCAACGCGUAUCUCGCCAAGACGCUGCUGUUGCUCACCCCCACCCCCCGUGGCGAAGAUGAGCUGCAGGUGCUUGUCACCGCAGGCACCGCCGAGAUCUUCCGCGACCAGAUCCGACUGUUCGCGCAAAACCUGCGCGACCUCGAGUGCGAGGCCGUCCAACUCAGCCUCGUCGAGUGCAUCGACUGGCACCACGUCUUUGCGUUUAUGAACCUCCCCGGCACCGUCAAGGCGCAAGUCGACGAGGUGGCCAAGAACUUUAUGCUCGCCUAG